This is a messenger RNA of Trichoderma virens Gv29-8, 522 nucleotides long. RefSeq lists its product as uncharacterized. Bases 1 to 522 code for a protein of 173 amino acids. The transcript has 3 exons. The record is from RefSeq and is a predicted model, not a curated record. NCBI's taxonomy places the organism in Eukaryota, Fungi, Ascomycota, Sordariomycetes, Hypocreales, Hypocreaceae.
AUGAAGGCCUCUUCAACCAUCUCGCUCCUUAGCUUCGGGCUCUUGGGCCUAGCUCAGAGCGUAGUCCCUCUGCCUCAGGAGCCGCAAGACUUCAAAGUUCCCAGCGUCUCGGUGAAUGGUGGUAAAACCGAUGAAUGGGUUGCGCCAGAAAACCAAAACCCUGCGAUCAACGAUGUUAUAUUCUCGUGGUGCCGGGAUUACAACAUGACCAGCACUUGUUCUCAGACGACGCUUAAGCACAGCUGGUGUUAUGACCUGUCUGUCAUGGAUGCUGCUAUCAAGGAUCAGUUGGAGGAUGUUGGUGCGUCUGAUGGUAGAUGCAUGCUGUUUCGCAAGCCGGAUUGCAAGGGCGAACACACGGCCAUGUUUGUUGGCCUGCAUCUGUGGACAAAGGCCUUGUGUCCAAAGAGCAAGACGAGAUGGUACCGCCAGGCAACGUCGGUCCGCUGCUGUGCUGGCUCGCCGGUGGCGCCGUGGUGUCAUAGCUCGGUCAAGAAGCCUGAAAUAUGUGCCAAAAAUUGA